AAGGCAAGUGAGGACGAAAAGAAGAUGACAAAGGUCAAUGAAAGUAAAGCAGCCUUCCUCGCUUAUCCCUCGACGUCUCGAAGCCUGACACAAAAGGUAUUCAUCAUCAGCACCAUUGUCACACUCUGUACAGUGGUGACGAUAAUAGCGCUGAUCCUCAUCCGCAGUCGCAAGAGUCAAUUUUGGUCCAUGCGCAAGCCUGCUCACCUUCAGCGACGGUGCCGUCGGCAAAGCAAGUGGAAACGCUACGACGGCUUUCAGCCUCUCAAUCAGGAUGAGCUUCGUGGUCUAGGAUCUACCUUCGGCAGUGCUAUUGACGAGGAUGAUGAGGAUGAAGAGGAAGCGGUGAUGGACUCAAAUACCAUUAUUGAUAUUCGGAAGUUCGGACCGCAGGAUUCGCAGCAGCACUCUUCUAAGUUGUCAGUGCAAUCAUGCACACCAACAAGAAAGAAUGACCUCACCUCAGCUUCUAGUCACCAUGUUGAUACCUAG
Messenger RNA from Hydatigera taeniaeformis, 492 nucleotides. The record is from the annotation of a GenBank genome assembly. Lineage: Eukaryota; Metazoa; Platyhelminthes; Cestoda; Cyclophyllidea; Taeniidae.